This is a messenger RNA of Linum tenue, 2009 nucleotides long. NCBI's taxonomy places the organism in Eukaryota, Viridiplantae, Streptophyta, Magnoliopsida, Malpighiales, Linaceae. The record is from the annotation of a GenBank genome assembly.
UAUUUCCACUUCCAGUCUCAGCUUCUCUCCAGUCUCCAUACCGAAAUGGCGACGGAGGAGAACAGUAGUAAAAUCGCGAGGAGGGCAGAGCCGGGAAUCGGCGAUGAUGAAGACAGGCUCAGCUCGUUACCGGACCAAGUCCUCUCCCACAUCCUCUCUUUGUUGGAAACCAAGUACGCCGUCGCUACCGCAGUUCUCAGCCGACGGUGGGAAGAACUCUGGACUAGGGUUUCCAUUCUCGACCUCGACAGCCGCUUGGUUUACGAAGAGGAGGAGCUAGAACCUGAUUCAGAAGCAGUUUUAGAGAGGAGAGAAUCGGAGUUCUGCCGCUUCGUUGACAAGGUACUGGGCCAGCACAAGAAUCUCGAUUCUCUUACUCGUUUCCGCUUCCAUUUCUCAAAUGGGCACCGAAAGGUGAUUUCCGAAACUAGGUUUAAGAGGGAAUUCGUGUUUGGUCCUCCAAUGGAGGAGAUUGAUGUCAUGAUCCGCGGUAAAAGUAAAUUCGGAAUUCACCUAUGUAUCCGCUGCAUUCCAGAGAGCUUCUACACUUUGAGGAAUCUGAAAGUUGCCAAGCUUUCGGGGGUUAUGCUGGGUGCUGUAAACCAGACUGCUUUUCUUCCAAGUGUGAAGAUUUUACGGCUUUAUCGUGUCGAAAUGAAGGACAGUGAAUCAUUAGACAGGCUCCUUUGUGGUUGCCCUGUCUUGGAGACUCUUCAUCUGAAGAAUUGCCGCCUCUCUGACAUGAACGAGGGAGAUAGAGUCGAGGUUUCCUUACCAUUGUUGAAGAACUUGAAAAUUAGCCAUUAUGCCAUAUGGGAUGGUGCCAUAUGGGAUGGUCCAAUGUGUCCCAUUGUUAUUGAAGCGCCAAAUCUCGAAGAUCUUUAUGUCGACAAUUUUGCAGAGUUGCAGUUGAAUGGCACAAAUCCGUUGCCAUGCCUUCAUUCAGCACAUGUAGAUGUACAGGUCAAGAGUUAUAGUGCCGUGAUUCAGCUCCUCUCUCAAAUCUCCAAUGCAAAGAAACUGAAUUUAUCCCGGGUGACUCUGAGUCCUUUGUCAGCUGUCGAUUAUGUUCAACUGCCUGUCUUCCCCAAUUUGACACAUUUGACAGUUGAAAUCGGGGAAUUCCAGGGCAGUAUCUGGCACUCUUUGCUCAAGUCAGCCUCCAAACUACAAUCGCUUGUCUUUGAUAAGGUGAUCUCUGUGUUCAUUUGUUUGGUAUCCUCCUUCGAAAACUGUUCUAAUGAAUCUCUACGUGAAGCAGGAGAAAACCAGUGGAGUAGAGAGAAUGAGGUGGGAGGAUUUAGAAACUGCUAGCACGCCAGAGUGUUUGUUAUCAAGUGUGGAAGAAAUCAAGAUCAAGGAUCUUGCAAUAUAUCCAGGAGUGAAGAAAAUUAUAGCAUAUUUGCUCGGGGCUGGAGCUGUUCUGAAGAAGGUCAAUAUGCACCCCAAUUGUACCUAUCUUAAACUGAAGGGUCACAAAGAUUUCAUGCCACUACUGGAACUUCCAAAAAGAUCGAGUGCUUGUGAAGUCGAGCUUUUCUUUUUUGACGACGAAGAUUUCAGCAGGGAUAGCGAUGCUGAGAGCAACACCAGCGACGACGACAGAGAAGAUGUUUUUCUUUGAAGCAUGUUGGUGGGCAACAAAGGAGGCUCUGAAAUCACAUGAUGAAACUUGCUCUAUACUCUUGUGGUCUUGGGCUGUUUCAGAAGCUUGGUCUUUGCUCUAAGUUUUACUAGACAUGGAAUGUUGGAUAAACAUGAAUGAUUUAUCACCAUGUUUGUCACUUUUGAGUAAUGCCCUCGUGGUCCACCCCCUAGAAAGAAAGAAAGAAGAGUGGCAAAUUGGUAGAGUCUGCUGUGAUUCUUUCCAUUGUCUGUUCUGUUCCUUCCACUUGCACAGUUCCACCCACCCCCUCCUCCUCCCAUUAUUGCUGUAUUGUAUUUGUAUUGCUUCCUUUGACAAUCUGCCUUUGCUUUCCCUUUUCCUUUCUUCCCCAUUUCGAAUCUGG